Saccoglossus kowalevskii is the source of this 1590-nucleotide messenger RNA. RefSeq lists its product as uncharacterized. Gene Ontology annotation, molecular function: protein binding. NCBI's taxonomy places the organism in Eukaryota, Metazoa, Hemichordata, Enteropneusta, Harrimaniidae. The record is from RefSeq and is a predicted model, not a curated record.
AUGCCUAACUUGUUUCGGUUCACAGAUGGCAGUCCUCGCAUACGUGGUUGCUCCAACCUUAAAGUCAAUCCCGAUGAGCAAACUUAUUUUAUCUGUGAAUUCAGUGGAAAUCCGGUAAUAGGAUCAGAUGCAGUAAAGUUAUGGAAGUCCGGAUCCACUAAUUAUGUGUCGCCAACUAGUUAUAAGAUAGAGAAUAAAUACAAAGUGACUGUGAAUUUCAGUGGCAUCAUAGUUACUGAAGUGGACAUAUUUUAUUAUGGUGUUCCAGAUAUUGGACUUGCAGGACAAAUAACAGUGAACAUAUAUGAGCUUCCUGAAUUCCAUGAGAGUAACACCCCAAUAGUGUUCGAAGAUACUAGGCAUUCAGAUCAGCUUACAGUGACUUGGAAUGCAUGGAAUACUACUACUGAUUAUGGAAAUGGACCAGUUGAGUCAUAUAAAGUUUAUUACAGAGAGAGUGAUAGCAGUGGCUGGACAUCAGGUCAGGUUAUACCAGUCAUCGACACGAGUCAGAUGACCUAUAUAUCAACCAUCACAGGAUUACAUUGGUCAACCGAAUAUGAAAUUACAGUGACUGUUAAAAGACUGGGACUAUUUGGAGAAGGAAAUAAACGCGUGACAACUACAUCGACUACACUAUGUGCAAAACCAAAUCAUCCAAUUAUAACAAGCAUUGCAUCAACUGGGCUGACACGAAUAACAAUUGAAAUACAGUUCCCUUCAAUCGAUGACAUAAAAUGCAAUUAUAAUGGUACAAACGGAUACGUAGAGUUAAUCAAAGUGAAAUUGAAGCGGGCAAACAGUGAGAAUAUCUACCAAACCAAAAUUAUUUAUAUUUCGGGUCAAAUUAAACGAAUACAUUAUUUUGAUGUUAUUGACAACACAUUGCUACCUUAUACAGAAUAUGAUGUGAUAGUUAUACUUGAAAAUCGUGAUGAAGAGAGUGAUUCCAGUGGCAAAGCGAUUGUAAAAGCGUCAACUAGUGUUGGAUAUGGUAUUGCAAGCUCUGAAGUAAGCAUCACAACAGCUGAGACAGUUCCAGAUGUACCCGGAAGUAUUGACAUACUGGCAGUGUCUGACAAUACCGUUAGUUUAUCAUGGACAGACCCUAUACUCUACAAAGGAAAUAUCACACAAUACAAGUUGACAUACACUGCGUUGGAAUCAGUGUACACAUCCGUCAUCUUGGAGGUGAAACGUGUCACAUUGGAAGGUGACACCCAUUCCUAUACUCUGGCCUUACCACCAGGUACAAAAGUUAACAUAUCGGUCAAAGCAAGUACAUCAAUUGGAUUUGGUGAGGCUGCAAGUAUUAUAAGUGGUACUAAAUUAGAAGUUGUAGAAGAGAUUAAACUGAAGAAAAAACGUGGUAUAGCAAACAAUCAAUAUAUCAUAGCAGCAUUUCUUCUGAAUGAAAUCCCUAAUCAACUUACAGUGGGUGAUGGAGCAGAAUAUAAUGGUUAUAUAAAUACACCAUUAACACCGGGACAACAAUAUACCAUAUACGACGGAUUAGCAGUGUAUACUACUGGAAAUCAGAGUGUUGUGUUGCGAGAGACGGGGCUGGCGAUGUUCACUGGUAAAGCCUAA